AUGACUGUCGACGAAAAGAAGGGUCUCGACGAGAAGGCCACCGAAUUCGAGGACCACCAUCAUGUCGAGGUCGCCGAGGAGCUGGCCCCGGAGCUGGAAGCCCUGCUGCACACCGAGCCGCUCAAGGGUCUGACCAACGCUGAGGUCGAGGAGCGCCUGGCCCAGUUUGGCCUGAACGAGAUCUCCGAGAAGAAGACCAACCCCUUCCUCAAGUUCCUGUCGAGUCCAAGGCCGAUGCAGCCCUGGAUGCGCUCAAGAACACGCUCGCCGCUCAAGUCCCGUGUCUUCCGCGAUGGCCAGCUCAUCGAGGUCGAGUCCAACACACUGGUGCCCGGCGACGUCAUCGCCGUGCGUCUCGGUGAUAUUAUCCCUGCCGAUGCGCGUCUGCUCGGCAUUGGUGUCGACGGCUCGAACGCCGAGGUCAACCUGCAGGUCGAUCAGUCUGCGCUCACUGGUGAGUCGCUGCCGGUCGAGAAGAAGAAGGGCGACACCAUCUACUCGUCGUCGAUCUGUAAGCAGGGCCAGAUGCUGGCUGUCGUGACCAAGACCGGUGCCAACACGUUUAUCGGCCGUGCCGCCAACCUCAUCUCCAUCACCAACGAGCAGGGCCACUUCCAAAAGAUUAUCAACCAGAUCGGCAACUUCCUUGUCAUCAUCACUGUCACCAUGGUCAUCAUCCUCUUCAUCUACCUGCUCCUGCGCAAGCGUAGCGACCUAGGCUAUCUUGACAAGGAUGCCGUGUUUGAGGUGCUGCGUGAUGUGCUGGUGCUCACGGUUGCUGCCAUCCCGGUCGGUCUGCCCACUGUCAUGUCGGUGACCAUGGCCGUCGGUGCCAAGCAGCUGGCUGCCAAGCAGGUUAUCGUCAAGCGCCUGACUGCCGUCGAGGAGAUGGCCUCGGUCUCGGUGCUGUGCUCCGACAAGACUGGUACUCUGACCCUGAACAAGCUGACCUUUGACGAGCCGUACCUCAAGCCUGGGUUCACCAAGGAGGACCUGCUGCUGUACUCGUACCUGGCGUCGGAGCCCGGAGCCAACGACCCCAUCGAGAUGGCCGUGCGCACGGCCGCCAAAGAAGGACGUGCCUCUGCUGUCCGACUCACCCAGGCCACUGUCAUCGACCACAACGCCAGCGAGACCUUCAAGGUGGCCAAGGGCGCCCCGCAGGUCAUUGUCAAGCUUGUCGGUGGCGACAACGAGGCUACCCACGCCGUCAACAUGCUGGCCCGCCGCGGUCUGCGUGCCCUGGGUGUCGCCCGCACGGUUCCUGGCUCGCUCGACGAGUGGCAGCUCAUUGGCAUGAUCUCGCUCCUCGACCCGCCCCGCCCCGACUCUGGUGAGACCAUCCGUCGCUGCGAGGAGAUGGGUGUUGUGGUCAAGAUGGUUACUGGCGAUCAGCUCAUCAUUGCCAAGGAGGUCGCGCACCGUCUGGGCAUGCAGCGCGCCAUCCUCGAUGCGAACAGCCUGACCGACCCCGAGGCCACGGACGCCCAGCUCGCCGACCGCUGCCUGCACGCUGAUGGUUUCGCCCAGGUCAUUCCCGAGCACAAGUACCGCGUGGUUGAGCUCCUGCAGUCCAAGGGUCUGCUGGUUGGUAUGACUGGCGAUGGUGUCAACGAUGCCCCGGCUCUGAAGAAGGCCAAUGUCGGUAUUGCUGUCCACGACUGUACCGAUGCUGCCCGCUCGGCUGCCGAUAUCGUUCUGCUGGCUCCGGGUCUGUCGACCAUUGUCGACGGUAUCCUGACUUCGCGUGCCAUCUUCCAGCGCAUGCGCUCGUAUGCCCUGUACCGUAUCACUUCGACCGUCCACUUCCUGAUCUUCUUCUUCAUCAUCACCCUGGUGUUCCGCUGGCAGAUGAAGGCCGUGCUGCUCAUCUUGAUUGCUGUGCUCAACGACUGUGCCACAUUGGUCAUUGCCGUCGACAACGCCCAGAUCUCGCGCCGUCCGGACAAGUGGCGUAUUGGCCAGCUCAUCACGAUGUCGGUGGUUCUCGGGUGCUUCCUGACCAUCCUGACCUUUUCCGUGUACUUUGUUGCCCGCGACGGUUUCAAUGUGCCGCCCGAUGAGAACAUCUCGCCCGAGGACGACCACCACAUUGGCAAGAUGCAGACCAUCAUCUACCUCAACGUGUCGUCGGCCCCGCACUUCACCAUCUUCUCGACCCGUCUCGGUGGCUUCUUCUGGGAGAAUCUGCCCUCGAUCACAUUCACGGCUGCCAUUCUGGCCACCCAGAUCUUCGCCAUGUUCAUUUCGAUCUUCGGUAUCGGCGACUUCAUCAUAGCCAUCGGCUGGGGCUGGGGUGUCAGCCUUAUCUGUCUGUCGCUGGCAUACUUUGUGCUGCUCGAUGCGGUCAAGGUGUUCAUGUUCCGUAUCUGGAGCUUUGAGCUCACUGUCAAGCUGUGGCCCACCCGUGCUCGUCGCGAGAAGCUGGUCCAGAAGCGCGAGCGCCGCGCCAUCGAGGCUCGCGUCGGCAAGAAUAUCGAGAAGGUUCGCAAGGUGUCCCGGGCAAUCUAUGCUGCCCAGGCUUUCGAGCAGGCCGCUCAGAAGGCCUUCUAA
This is a messenger RNA of Linderina pennispora, 2553 nucleotides long. RefSeq names its product plasma-membrane proton-e. Gene Ontology annotation, biological process: regulation of intracellular pH; proton export across plasma membrane. The transcript has 3 exons. The coding region runs from base 1 to 2553 and encodes 850 amino acids. The record is from RefSeq and is a predicted model, not a curated record. Gene Ontology annotation, cellular component: plasma membrane. Lineage: Eukaryota; Fungi; Kickxellomycota; Kickxellomycetes; Kickxellales; Kickxellaceae. Gene Ontology annotation, molecular function: ATP hydrolysis activity; P-type proton-exporting transporter activity; ATP binding.